UACACUGCACUAAAUUUUCUUUGCACGUUAGAAGUAUUUUGUUUAAGACUGUUAGCAUUAUAGUUGCUCCUUUUUAAAAGUACUGUUAAUUAGUACUUAUUAAUUAUAAUGACGAAAGGAUAAUUAGAUAAAGAGACUUAAAUAUAUUAUUUUUGAUAAAUAUGAAAAUUUGUCAUGAUAUGUAUUUUUCUAACAGGUAAUUUGUGUUGCAUUUCCAAUUUAUUUUCUUCGAAAUUUUAAACCACUGGUUUUGUAAAUAGCAGAUUACAAUUUUUUUUUUCUUUUUUUUUUUUAAGAUUUAAUUAAGAGUUACGACUCUUAUUAACUUCGUUUUUGCAGGUUUGUUUUUGUUUAUACCGUAUUUAAUAAUGACGACAAAUAUUGCUGCAAUACUGUUUAGAAAAAUAAUUUUUUACUCGCUUCACUAUUUUACAUGUAAUCAUUAACAAAUUAAAAUGUAAUAUUAGUUUUUUUUUUAUUAUAAUAUUUAGAUUGCAGAAAGAACUUUUUAAAAGGUAUCUUUUAUAAACUGUAAAAAUCAGAGAGAUGUUAAAUUUUUAUUUUGAAAUUCUUAAGAUUCCUAAAAUCUUAUCAAUGCUACCUCAAGAAUAUUUAAUUUGUUAUAUGAAUAAAUAAGUAACUAAAUAAACAGUUGUUUUAGAUAAUCUAGAGUUCGUUUAAGUAAUGUUAUGUGAUAGUUGUUUGCGUAAUACAAUUCUAAAAAAAAGAAAUAUUUAUAACAUUACUACUGUUAACAUAAUUGAUGUGAAUUUAAUAAGACUGCAAAACUAAUUUCAUUACUAUUGUAUCAGUUCUCCUGAAAUUAUUGUAAGUGCUUAUGUAAUUUUUCUUUUUCUAAUUCUAUUAUUAUUUCAAAUAAGAAAAUUAUGUUCUGUAAUAAUUUAAGGCAGCUAACAUUGUAUGGUCUUCAGUUAAAUUAUAAGGUAGGUGGGUUUAUAUUUUUUAUCAAUGAUACCAUGUACUUUUGUUUCGAUUAUAUUAUUGUAACUUUCUUUUAAUUUCUACUGCAAAUUUUAAUGUUUAUAUAUAUGUAUCAGUUACUGUGUAAGAUAUAAGAUAUUACCCUUAUAGUGAAUUGUAUAGGUGACAAAGCAGUGUAAAUGUUCUAUUUUAUUAGAAUUUUAUUAAAAUAGCGUGAUUUAAUAACUAAUAUGUGUAUUAAAUUUCUGCUAAUUUGAGAAAUAUAAAGAGAAUUGAAAUUUGUUGGACAGUACCUACGUCCCUUGUCUCGAAGAUAUUAGUGAUGCAAUAUUCGCUUUCGGUUAUAAGUUGCGCGUGUAGGAGGCUUGUCCAUACAUCCAUCAGAAAUUUGCCGUUGGCGUGCGCGGAAUAAUUUUAUGGAAUAUUAUUCACGUCAUACGCAUGUAACACCCUGACACUCGACGAACUGUCCCAGCAUUUUUAAAUGCGUGACUCGAAACAAGAAAAAAAAAAAAAUUAGAAUAAAAUAGAAUUUUAAAAUUUCUGAAUUUCGAAAUUCCAGUUAACCCAGUGUGUAAGAUCCUCGAUUCCGAGGCUUGUGACGGAAAAUAAUAUCUGUGAUAAGUGAGGAGAAACAGAAUUCAAAACAGAUCUUAAUCAUCCCGACGGUGGCAGAUAUCUGGAGUAAGAAGAAAGGACAAGCGAUCAAUCGAGCGAACAGUUUCCGUCGAUUUCGCGAGGGCAAUCUACGCGAACGACUUUUCCAAGGAAGCGAGCUAACUGAAAAGCGCAAGAUUUUUGAAACCGUAUUCCAUUCUGCGACCGGAAGUAAAUAUCAUCGUAAGAUCCUGUGCGUCCUGACGAAAGUAAAUAACACGUAGAGGAACGUAUAAUUUGUCAGAAAGGAGGAUAACAGAAAGAAGCCGGUUGGUAAUCGUGGGAAGCGGACAGAGGCUGGCCGAAGCGGAUGGGAGAAAUUCGAAAACUUUAUCCGAGGUGGAAGGAUCAUCGUCUUCCUCGUCCCCGAAAGCAACUUCUGAUCCAAGACAACAGGGAUCAGGGAAAAUAAAAGUCUCCUGGAGUCGGUUAAUGCUCUUCGUCGAAGACACUUGUUUUCCAGCGCGACCUAUCUCAGCGAGACGCUAGAUUUAUCGACAUAUUUUCUCAGUCUCUUCAAAGAGUCUAUUUAUUUUUGUACAACGAUACCAACCCUUCCUGUACCCUUCGAUCAACCCUUCGACAGCUUUGUUUCAGUUUCAAUGACGUAACUGGGUGAAAACUAGGGUUGAAUUCGAAUAAUUCGAAUUUCAUAUCUUUACAAGCUCCGAUGGUCUAGAACGAUCUCGCGGUUACGUUCUGACGCGGAUUCGAACUUUUCGAAUAAUUCGUAAAAAGCCAUGCAGCGACAAACAAGUCCAUAAAGAGUUUGCUUCUCCUCUUUCUUUCUUCUUCUAUUUCGCUGCUUUUCCAGUUUCGACUUUCGAGCAGCCUUUUAACGAAAGUUUCACAUUCCAUCAAGGUGCGAUGCAUUGAAAAUACGCGCGUUUAUCGUGGCAGAACUCGAAUUCGCGCUAUCGAUACUGAUCGAUACUUUUUCUGUCAAAUAUUUUACUUCCCAAUCCGUCCACUGAAUUCUGUGCAUGGAUUAGAAACUACGUUGGAAACAUGAAAUAUCGUUCAAGUGCCAAAGUGAUGCUUUAUAACCGAUAAUGGAAACCGAUAAAUGGAGAAAUAUAAAUAAUCGCAGAAACGUAAAAGUAUUGUAACCGUACAUGUUUACGGCCGAGGGAUUAGAAGCACGGUGCGAGGUAAAGAGAAAGGUCGUGUGUUGUUAUGCCGCGAAGUUGUCAUUAAGCGUACGGGUGUGGUCGUGUUUGGAAUCACUUCAGGAUUUGUUUUUGCGUCUUUCGCUCACUCGAGUACAGGUGUCGCUUGUGCGUAGUUCAGUGUCGCGUUCAAAAUCUAUCGCGUCUUUAUAGCGUCGCGUCGCGUCUUUCUAAAUAAUAAUCUGUAACCGAUACGAUUAACAAACAGUGCAAUGUUCCACCGGCGAAUUAAUUACCUGCGCGAGCCGUACCGUCGAUUAUUCAAUCUAACAUUAUCUGUGGACGAUGUAUCACGUGUGAAACCGAUCUGACACCGAGUGACCUAAACAUUCGACAACGGAUGGAGUCAUCGCCACUAUGGUCAUCGCAUUUAUCGAAUAUAUCGUCUUUUUACAAGAUUUCGUGCCUUUGAGAAGUUCCUAGCUCAAUUAUGUACCAUUUUGAGAUAGACCGAUCAUCUCUUCCUUCGCUGAGAUCUACGCGUCAACCUCGGCAAGGACAUUCACUUUGGUGAUAGAGAUUUGGAAAAGGUCAAUGUCGUGUUGCAAGGUGUUGACCAAAAUGCAGAUUCUACUAAUGGUGUCGUGAUGACCACAUCUAGAGGCGAAACGUAGAGGUUACAAAAAAGGUUGGCGUCCCUAGUGCUGCAUGGAGGUUACCACAGCUUGCCGUUUUAGCGAAGAUUUUGUGCCUCCUGAUGGUGGUGAUGUGCGGGGCGGUACCGGCAAUGGUGCGCUCCGUGAGUCUGUAUUCGACUUGCAGCAGCGGCAAUGUCACUGUAAUUAACCGCACAGUCAAGGCCGAGGGACGCAAUGAAAGCAACGCACCCUACCAAAAACUUACAACGCAAUCCGAAGAUUUCAGUAGGAAGUUGUACAUCUUUGCGGAGAAGAGUCAAAAAUACAUUUGCUUCAACAAGCGGUGGAAACUCGUAGCCCUGCCGAAAAAGCAUAAGGGUCCCAUGUGUCAGUUUUACGAGGACUACAACGGCUCGUACUUAACCUACAGAAGCGUGGUAGACAGCUCGCGGUACAUAGGCUUCAACAAGGGUGGGAAACAGAUGAGAAGUACUCGAGGUCGACAGGAGUGCUUCAAUUUCAUCAAGUACAAUCCCCAUGCCAACAUCAAUCACCACAACAACCUGGUGAACGCUGACAUGGGCGGUAUGGAUCCACGCGAACCAUACGUUACACCUAGGAAACCGUCAGCUGGUAUGAGGGCCGCGAAAAAGAAGUCCCUGUCGCAGGUCGACAAUGCAAGGGGGAUCGUUUACACGCAUCGUUAUCGGCAUUCGAAUCACUGGAAGACGCCUCGAAGACGACACGAUAGUCGUCUGUUCGUCGAGGCCAGCAACUAUUGAGCCAUGUUUCGGCUCGCCGAUCAAGACUGCCUCCUCCACAUCAGUGAGAACCUGAGAUCAGACUGCCAAAUACGCUGGUGGAACGUACGGUCAAGAUAUCAGGAACCCACUAAGCGGCACCACGUGAAGCACGCGCCUCGAUUGAUCGCAACGAACAAAAUGAUAGAAAAAAAAUGAAACAAACAGCUGGCUCGCCUUAUGUCUCCUGCUUGUUUGCCUUUUUCGAUCGACGCCCGACACGUUGGAAAGAGAAAAAAAAUCAAAUAUAUUAAAACGGACGAACUAGCAGGAAGACAGUCUUGCUGGUGUGUUAGAACUUUCGUUUAGAUUCCAUUCGUUCACACUUGCCCCCGACUGAAUCCUUCUUCAGGCAAGUAUAUAUUGCACGAUAUAUAUUGUACAUGUAUAUCAUGAUUUCACGUAUUCGUUUCCAUCGCUAAAUAAUUUUAUCCGUACGAUACGAAACAUUAUUCUUCGGUUCCGUUAAGGGAUGAUAUUGAAAAAUUUCUUGCACCCGGAUGAAGCGAGUUCGAUCGUUUAGCGAUGGAGGAUUAAAUUGAGUUGCGCACGAUCGGCCUAAGUCGUUGCGCAAUCGGAUAGCUAUCGUGCUUCAAGCGCUGUCAUAGAUCGCGAUUAGAUGCGUGGAGAGUUACAAAGAGAAUCGGUGCACCCUCGUGGAAAUAUUUUCUUAGAAUAGAGGAAAGAGAGAGAGAGAGAGAGAGAGAGAGAGAGAAAAAAAUAAGAAAUCGAAUUUAACGAACGAAUUAUGAAUUUGAAUCGCGUUCGAAAAAGAGAAUAUUUCUAAAUAAAGUAAUAAGAAAGAAAGGUGCGCGCUGAAGAUGAAAAAAAAAAGUAAUUAAUGUAACCCUCUUACGCGCUCGCGCAGUAGAGCUCACGCCGCGCCAAACACUCUCUCGCUCGCUGUGCUAAUUACGCCGCCUAAUUUAGCGUGCGUGCGUGCAUGCGUGCCUGCGUGUAUGAAUAAUGUGUGCGUGCGUGCGUGCUCGCAACGUACACGCAGUUCUUACCGUCGCAUUGAUGUCGAUGCUCGCGUUGCGAUUGAUACAAGCUGCUUUGUUCACCUGACGAAUUUUUACUCUUAUUUAUAACGAACGAGAGUCGCGACAUGCGUGUGAAUGUCGAUUGCUCCUCCCACAAGACAGAAAAAAAAAAAAAAA
Osmia lignaria (orchard mason bee) is the source of this 5306-nucleotide messenger RNA. Its product is annotated as fibroblast growth factor 18. The record is from RefSeq and is a predicted model, not a curated record. Gene Ontology annotation, molecular function: growth factor activity. NCBI's taxonomy places the organism in Eukaryota, Metazoa, Arthropoda, Insecta, Hymenoptera, Megachilidae.